UGCUUCAGCCAAUCGCUUGCAUUAAACACGCCUUUUUGGGUGCGCGAUCAGGUCUUUCCGGAUAUGCAUGUACUUUUUGUUUAUCUCCACUUGGACGAGCCAAGGCAAGUUAAGACAUGGAUGCUACGCAGAUGAUCAGUGACUCAACCUUGGAGUCUGAUGAGGAAGAAAAUGAAGAGACCAGUGACAAUCCGAGGGGACGACCUGUGGCCAAACUGUGCGUCUUAAAAAACGAACAUAUCUCUGAGACAGAGUUGCCCCUUUUUUUGGGAGAUAAUGUGCUUGGCCGUGACCCCAACACCUGCACCCUGCCCUUGUCAGCGGCCUCAGUGUCCAAGCAGCAUGCAAUCAUCUGCAUCUCAGUCUACAGGGGAAGAGGUUGUCACACUGAAGAUCAGAUGGAGGCUUUGCUUUGGGACCUAGGGAGCACCAAUGGGACCCGUAAGGGCCGCUUAAAGCUGACUCCUAAUGUACGCUAUGCCCUCAGUGGAGGUGACAGUGUGGUGGUGGCGGACAUCCCAUGUCAGUAUGUCAUCUGCGGCGCGGAUUCAGUAGUGUCUUCUCAAGAGGACACGAGGACUCCAGUGAGCAGAAAUCCGAGUGUGAAGGCCAGGGUGACAGAUGAUUUGAGAGUAAGGGAAGGCGACACAUGCACAGGCAGUGAAAAACGUGUUAAUGGAGGUACAAAGCCCAGGGUUUCACAAACAAAGACUCUUGUCAGAGCCAGUUGCCUGUCCUUUGAGCAAACUCCAACCCACCCUCAGCAGACCUUGGUCCCAGAAUCUGACUCAGACUCAGAUGGCGAAACAGCGGGAGGAGGAGAAAGAAGAUGCGUGGCUCUUGUGUCUGAUUCAGACUCCCACAAGUCCAGUCCCAUUUGUUCCACAUUUUUGAGUCCCACAAAUAAAGUCAUUCCUGAAAGUGAAGAUGAAAGUCCCAUCACGCCAUCAUCCUCCACUAAAAAUAGACCAUGCAAACAUGUCAGCCUCAGCACUGAGGAGACAGAUGUAGAUUUGGGGCGACAUCAGCUGAAGAAAAAAGUGACACUUGUACUUGUGGAUGACAGUGAAGCAGAGGAAGAAGAGGAGGAAGAAAGAGCAGCACAACGAGCGACAAAGUCCAAGGAAAGUGGAGAAAAUGUCACAAUGAAACAGGAAAGCAAUGGUUGUACAGGGAAAGAUGAAUUGCCUGUGUCUACACCAGCAGUCUCCACAGAUUGCACUCCUGCUUUUGACAUUGACAGUGACACUGAUAUGGAGGAAGAGGAGGAAGGGGUGGCGUCUGCAGGACCUUCAACUUUGAAUACAAACCAACAAGUUGAUCAGCCACCAAAUACAGUUCAGUUUCACAUGGAUAGUGACACAGAUAUUGAAGAGGAUCAUGAUAUGCUUGGUAAAGUUCCCAAAACCCUGCCCUCCUCUAAUGAGAAUACCAAACCUCCUCACUGUAGUUUGGUCAUUCAGUCAGAGGACAUCAGCACAGACAGUAACACUGAUGUGGAUGAAGAUGCUGCUGUUUUGACGGAUGCUGCCAUGAAAGCAAAACCAGCAUCAUCUCAGAUCGCACAGAUCGCUGACUCUGCUUCUUCAAUGCAAAUACAUGAUUUCCACCUAGACAGCGACACAGAUGUUGAUGAGGAGGAGGAAGAAGGUGAAUGUGAAACUGAAAAAACAGAUGAAACAGUCAACAAAUUAGAUAUGAAAGUCAUAAGGCCUGAAUCUGCUGCUGCUGCUCCUCACAGCCUGCAUCUAGAUGCAGAUGAUGAAGCUAUCCCUGCCUCUACCAUUAGUGAACCCACAGUAGCUGCUGCUGUCAGAGAAUCGUGCAGCAGUGCAAAUGCAGGAGCUGUUUUGGAUACUCUGUCUGACGGUGAUACCGAUGUGGAAGAUAAUCCUCCCGUGGGUGUACCGGCUGCUGUCACAACAUGUAAAACGUCAGAGGCUCUUCAGUCAGAUUCGGGUGCUGACACGGAUGUGGAUGAAUCUAGCAUGCCUCCUGCUGGGGACAGGGCCCAUCUUCCUCACCUUAGAGUGGACAGUGACAAAGAUGUAGAGGAUAAGGAGGCUGGCAUUAAAGAGGCAGGGGAGGACCAGAUUCCUAGCCUGCACAGAGAAAAUACACCUGGGUUUCUGGUUCCACUUCUGCCGAACUGCUCUACUCCUAUACAGCUGUCAGCUGCAUCAUCUGGAGAACUGUCUUCCUGUUCAGACAUCCAGGAAGAUGUGGACUUUGCUGUGGCUGAGACGCAGGUCUUUGCACUUGAGGCUUCCGAUUACAAAGAAGACCAGUCCAGCAGCAGGGGGGAAUCUUUACAGCUGGGAUUAUCUGACAGCAGCCACCUACAGUGUCACAACCAAACUCUGGCCACAGAGGCCACUCAGCCUUUUUUCUCUGUGGAAGGAGAUGUGAUUUCAGAAGCUACCAAUACAUGUGCAGCCGUCUCAACUGCAGACGGACUCUCAGCAGAGGAUGACUUACACUUGGAGGUUACGGAGGCCCAUGCAGAAAAUGAGGACUCUGAUAGAUGUUCAGUUGCAUCUAAAAAUGUAGAAAGUCAGUCAGAUUUGGCCCUAGAGGCAACACAAGCAUAUAUUUCAGUACUUGACAGUGAUCCAGAUGACAAUACAAACCAAGAUGAGGGACAGAACACUCCUGCUACUGAGACACCUCCCAUUGUAUCUGCUUUUGCUUUUGCUGAAACCCAACUAAUGCCUUUCCAUGUUGAAGAGCAAAGUUUGGCAGUGGACAAUUCUGUUUGCUCGGUACAGCAAGUGAACCCCAGAACACAGACUAAAAUGGAAGAGAGGGAAGAAAAUGGGAAGGACGCUCACCCACAGGAGAGGAACCACAGUGAAGCUCAGUAUAUGGCCGCAACUCAGCCUAUCUGUACAAGUAGCAAUGAAGAAAGCGAUGACGAUUCAUUGCCAGGUCCAAGAAGAAGAAAAGCAAAGCCGCUGCAGCUUUCAGAGGAACAAACACAAUGCCUCAUUGAUUCUAAUGCUGAUGGAAGUCAGGCCACCGCUAUAAGUGAAGAUCAUGAAAGUGGCGAUAUGGACUUAAAGCCAGGUCCCAAAAAACAGAAAACGAAGCAACUUGAAGAGGAGACACAGCCUCUCACAAGUUCUGAAGUCUCUACUGUUGAAUCCCAGUCCUUACAUACAAACUCAUUACAACUUGAAGAUGGGAAAACACAGCCUUCCACUAGUUCUAACAUCUCUGCUGUAGAAACCCAGCAAAUAGUGACAAGUAAAGAACAGGACAGUGAUGGUCCACAAAGAAGAACAGUAAAGCAGCUUCAUCUUACAGAAGACAACAGACAACAUUCCGAGCUCUCCGCUGCUGAAAACCAACCGAUAGCUACAUGUGAAGAUGAUGCUGCAGACUCAAUGCUGGGCCCACGAAAACGGAAAGCAAAGCAUCUUGAAGACAAGACACAGCUCCUCACUAGUAAUGAAGUCUUUGCUGAUGACGACUCUGUUCCAGUUCUGCCAAAAAGAAAAGCUACAUUGCAACUUGAGAAAGAGGAGACACAGUCAGAGAUGUCUCCUGUUGAUACUCAGCCUUUAAAGACAACAACUGGCCUUAAGUCUCAGAAAAGAAAAAGGAUAGAAUCUACAGCAGAAACCACUAGAGCCAGUGCUAGAAAUUUAAGAACAUCAAGAUCAAGAGAAGGGGAAGAGCAGGCAGAGUGUUCUGUACCUCCAAAGAGACAGACAAGAGGAGGGGAUAAAUCCUUGCAAAACACCAAAGAAUUCCGAGGAAAAGCCAGGUCUGAUGAUGAUAAAAACGGGGAAGAGGUAAAGCAGGCAAAGCAGGCCCGAGGAAGAAAAAAUACGAGGCAACAGAAAGAUGACAAUGAAGAGAAAGAAAUGCUUGGAAUGGAAGGAAAUACACAUACUGUAAAUAAAAGCAAACAAAAAGAAGGGAAACAACAAGAGAGAGAAAAGACUGAGAAGGAAGCGAAGGAGACUGUUGGAAGAAAAGAGGAACAGGAGGAGACUGAGAGGCAGGAUGGGAGGGAAGAAAAAGAAAAAAUUGAAAAUGAAAGAAAAGUAAAUAAAGAAAAAUCUCAACAGGAAAACGAGGAGGAAGUUAAGCCCAAAGCACCUGCACGAAGUCGAAGAUCUACCCGAGCUAUGGCUUCCCAGCAUCCACCACAGAAUGAACAAGACUCAACCGCAUCAACCAAUGAUGAUUUCCCAGCAAGGAGAACCAGAUCUCGCUCAAACUCCUCCAACUCAAUUAGCUCAGAGAGGUCAGUCUCAAGUGUCAACACCCAGGAGUCCAAGGGAAGUGGCCGAGGGAGAGGAGCGAAGACACCCAGUAAGUCGCCUCAGGCAGCCAUUGUCAGAACUAGCUAUCGAAGAGCAACGGUGGCUGCAGGGCCGACAGAACAGGACAGCAGUGAUGUUCUUCCUCAGAGACUCCUUUCAAAGAACAACUCGUCCAACUCCCGUAGUCCUGAGGUUUCCAGCUGCAGUGUGAGGUCUCUAAACAGAGGAAGAAGAGGGAGGAAAGCAGAACCUGACCCAGACUUCAUCCCUGCUGUUACUCAUCACAGUGAUCAGAAUUCAGCUUCCAAACUGACAGCCAGAGGCAGGAAGAGCAGGAGACUAGAGGGAUCUUCCAGUGAGGUACUCAGUGGAAAUGAGAAAGAAAAGGCAGACUCCCAGCAAACUAGGACCACUAGAGGGCGACAGCAUUCUGAAUGUGCAGCAGCAGAUGAGACAGACCAAUCACCUCAUCAGGAAGGAUGUGCCAGUGAGGAAUUGCUUUUGCCUAAAAGGAAUGUCAGGGGCAGGAGUCAAAAAGCAGUGAGGAGUGAAGCUGUGGAGGAAUCAGUAACUUCUACAGCCAGUGGUGACAGGGCUAAAAACAGAGGCAGAGGAAGGAAGACUGAACUGAAGGCAAAUACAGGAGCAGACUACGGUCAAAGCACUAGCAUUUCCAAAGGAAUGGAUGAAACCCCAAAUACAGAAGCAGCAGAUGAAGAAGGGAAAAAUAAAACAGAGAUUCCUGCUGCUAUCCAAGUGAAGAGCGCAAGUAGUACACCCAGUACUCAAGCAAAGAAGAAUGCAAAAGAUUUUCAGCCUGAAAUGGAGGUGAAAGAGAGUGAAACAAUACAGGUGCAGACUGUUGAAAAGAGACCCAGGAGUCGGCCUUCAGCAUUGCAGAAAGAAAGAAAGAAGAAUGAAGGGCUGGAAGAAAGUGAAGCAUCUGUCACUUCCACGAGCCAGAAUUCAAAUGAGGACACAACAGAGCCCCAGACGCCAAUCAGCAGUCGAUCUCGGAAAAGGCAAGCUUUUGCAGACUCCUCUCCUGUGGCAAAGUCUCCACGCCACUCCUCUGCUUCCCCAGCAGCUACUGGUCGACUACGAGUUCCAAGCCUGGCCUACAAGGUGUUGUUCACAGGGGUGGUAGAUGAAGCAGGGGAGAAAGUGUUGGCUCGUUUAGGAGGCAGCAUGGCUAAAGGCAUAGCAGACAUGAACUGUCUGGUGACCGAUAAAGUGCGCAGGACUGUCAAAUUCCUAUGUGCUGUGGCUAAAGGUAUCCCAAUCGUCACCACAGACUGGCUGGAAAAGAGUGGUAAAGCUGGAAGCUUCCUGUCUCCUAAUGCUUUUGUUGUGAAGGAUCCCGAGCAGGAAAAGAAGUUCACUUUCUGCCUGCAGGAUUCCCUGAGGACUGCUAGCAGUCAGCCUCUCUUACAGGGAUAUAACAUCCAUGUCACAAAGUCAGUGAAGCCAGAGCCAGUUCACAUGAAAGACAUCAUUUCCUCAAGUGGAGCUAAUUUUCUCCCAAAGAUGCCGACCAGUAAUAAGCCUCAUACUGUUGUGAUUUCCUGUGAAGAGGACUGGCUGCUGUGUGGUCCAGCUGUAUCCGCAUCUAUCCCCGUGGUCACUGCCGAGUUCAUUCUCACAGGGAUCCUACAGCAGAAACUUGAUUUUCAGUACCACGAGCUCUCUCCACCUGCAGCUGCCCUGCAGUCUCCUGCAGGGGGCAAAGGAAGGGGCAGGAGGAAGACUUAGCAUUGAAGACCUGCACAGUAUGCCACUGUGUGUGUCAACAUAACUGGCAGCAGCGGUGCUGUCCAUUAUUUGUAGAUUCCCUUAUGAAUUUUACGUUGAUGGGAACAUUUGUGAGUCAGCUACUCGUCUAGACUAAAGAAUGUAUUUGCGUAUGUACACUGCUAGUGCUGGAAGGAUGAGUGUUGUUUUACUGACGGCUGGUAAAUGUUUAAAAAUGAAUUUUACACUUUGCAAAAGAGUGAUGUGACAAACCAAACAUGGGGAGUUUAACAGACAGACAAGUUUUGGAUGGAUGCUGAAACCUUUCUUUAAUCAUGAUGUCAAAAAUCUACUUUCUGUACAGUCUUAUCUUUUUAUCUACACAUGAAAAAAUACAAUUUUGCAAAGCUGUUGUAAUGUUGCUGCUAUGCAAGGUGAGAUAAAAUAGCUGUCCUUUCCUAUCACUAUCCCCAUUUGCACAAUAACAACAAGCAGAGUAUAAAUUACUGCUGCUCGGUUUUUUUUACAUGUUCCAAGUGCUUAAGCUCUACCAGCUGGCUUGGCAGGUAACGUACUAUGAACUGAGAGUUAUAAAGAUCAUGUUAAGAUAGCAGAAUAGCUGUGCUGAUGGGGUUUUCUUUUCAAAUCCCCCAGCUAUGGUGAUGUAUCUAUGACAAAAGCUUGUUUACUGUCUUGUUAAGUGCAUAUUAGCUUUUAUAGUGAGAUCAACAUGAACUUACCAGUAUGUUUGCUGUUUCCUCGUCCAUCGUCUCCAUUAACCACCUACUCCAUUAAGACUUCAUCCAAUCCUAUUACCUUCAGGGAAAGCCAAAUACAAUUAUAGGUAACUGACUGCUGCUACAUCAAUAUCUUAUGGCGUUCCCAUCCAUUUAUGAACUGUCUGUGGACUUCAUGUGUACAUGUCUUUGUGUUUUAAAAGACUGGUAUACACAAAUCACAUUUGGUUUUCUCUCAUGACCCACAGCAAACUUUUUUCCAUGUUCUUCCUGGUGUAACUUUUAAUUUGCUAAUGACAUUUACUAAUAAAAACAAUACAUAUUUUCUUUA
Messenger RNA from Amphiprion ocellaris (clown anemonefish), 7073 nucleotides. It is a transcript of the gene mdc1, whose product is annotated as mediator of DNA damage checkpoint 1. The record is from RefSeq and is a predicted model, not a curated record. Gene Ontology annotation, cellular component: nucleus. Gene Ontology annotation, molecular function: protein binding. Gene Ontology annotation, biological process: positive regulation of transcription initiation by RNA polymerase II. The coding region runs from base 117 to 6026 and encodes 1969 amino acids. The transcript is spliced from 11 exons. NCBI's taxonomy places the organism in Eukaryota, Metazoa, Chordata, Actinopteri, Pomacentridae.